Molecule: messenger RNA, 1062 nt
Organism: Anolis sagrei ordinatus
Lineage: Eukaryota; Metazoa; Chordata; Lepidosauria; Squamata; Anolidae
Source: RefSeq, a predicted model, not a curated record
AUACUCUGAUAAUAGAUGAUUCUGAUAGCAGAAUGCGUUUUCAUUGCAGUUCUGAGGAGUGAACGGAGGUUGCAGCAGUUGAUCAGUAAGCGUCUGUUACAUGAAGACCCCUUGAAUGAUGAAGGGCAAAUUGGAACUGACAUUGAGACAGCAGCUCCUUUCACUGAGGAGGAGGUUUCACAGUUGCUGAAAAACAUCCGGAAAGGAACGGAAGACCGGGCAGUAUCUCUGCGACGUCUUCGGCACGGACUGCGGCACAAAGAAAAUCAACAGAAAUUCAUCAGGUUGGAAGGCAGCAUGCGGGUCUUGAUUGGCCUCUUCACCAGCAAUCUGGCAGAUCUUCAGAUGGAUGCAGCUCGCUGUUUACAUGAACUGUCACACUCCAGCGACCCCAAUGUUGCUGGGGCAUGUUUGCCAGCAACCUCCUAUCUCCUGACCUACCUCUCUGGACACAGUAUAGCCCUCAUGGAAUUGUGUUUGUAUACGCUGGGGAAUCUGGUGGUUGAAAUGAAGACUGUGAAGAAGCAACUUCUACCCCAAGGCAUCAUCCCAGUAUUGGCAUCCUGUAUCCAGUCUCCUCAUGUGGUGGUGCAAGAAGGCGUUGGCUAUGUUCUGUCCCAACUCUUGCAAUCCAGGGAGGCGCCCACUGAAAUUAUACCGAAUGCACUGCUGAUCUCCCAAAAUAUUAUACCAUCCCUAGUACAGCUGUUGCUAAAACUGGCUUCCAUGAUAUCAACAACUUCUGCUGAGGGCCUCGAAGUGUUGAUCUGUCCUGUGGUUCGAUGUGUUGCCAACCUUCUUGCAGAAGAUGAGGUUGAGAGUAGUCAACUACUGGGAGGGGAAGAGCGCUUAUUGAGAGCCAUGUUUGUCUUUAUACAGUACUUCUUUCACAAACAACUAUAUAUCGUUCAGGAGGUUCUGUGGCUUAUAAACAAUCUCACAGCUGACAGCACCAUUGCAUGCUCUGCUCUGCUCAACGUGGAUCUCUUUCCAUCUCUGCUGCAACUCUUACAUUCUCAUCAGAUGGUGAGCUCACUGGUAAGUAACAAUGGGGAUCAGGGA